Messenger RNA from Heterotrigona itama, 359 nucleotides. NCBI's taxonomy places the organism in Eukaryota, Metazoa, Arthropoda, Insecta, Hymenoptera, Apidae. The record is from the annotation of a GenBank genome assembly.
AGCAAGAAACCAUUUAUUUAUCAUCUAGAUCAUUGCAGUAAUUUAGUCUCUUUAUAAAUUUUAAUUGAUCCAGCUAUUCGAAGGAUGAAUAAAGAGUGAAAAUUUCCGUUUAACUAGACAGUCAUCUAAAACUAAAAUUUAUGCCUACAAGAAAGUCGUCGCGUAACGUCACCCGCUGCCGUGACAAAACAACGAGUCUAACUUUCGAACUUUAUUUAAAAUCACCCAAGAACAUGGUAUCCAUUGCAUCGAAGAUCUACCCUUCCUGGACAGAAUUAUCCACUUUACGCCCGGGUAGCAGGUCAACCAGGGUGAAAGAUAAUCGGGAUCGGAAAGAACCUCCGAAAAGAACAAGAUAG